UCGGAGGAGCAGCUCUGCCUGCGCCCGCUUUUCGUGCAGCCAAGGGUGGGCACAGAUUCUUGAAGACAGCAAACCAGACAAAAAGAAACUUUGGGGCGCCAGGAGUGUCGGCUGGCGGGACGUUUAGUUGACUUUUUGUGCGUGGUCUUUAGGAUUAGCCGCUCCAGGAAGCGAGAUGUCGAAGCCACCACCCAAACCAGUCAAACCAGGACAAGUUAAAGUCUUCAGAGCUCUGUAUACAUUUGAACCCAGAACUCCAGAUGAAUUGUACUUUGAAGAAGGGGAUAUUAUCUAUAUUACUGACAUGAGUGAUACCAAUUGGUGGAAAGGAACCUGCAAAGGCCGAACUGGGCUGAUUCCAAGCAACUAUGUGGCUGAGCAGGCAGAAUCUAUUGACAAUCCAUUGCAUGAAGCUGCAAAAAGAGGCAACUUGAGCUGGCUGAGAGAGUGCUUGGACAACCGAGUUGGUGUUAAUGGCUUAGACAAAGCUGGAAGCACUGCCUUAUACUGGGCUUGCCAUGGGGGUCAUAAAGAUAUAGUGGAAGUGUUAUUUACUCAGCCAAAUAUUGAACUGAACCAGCAGAACAAGUUGGGGGACACAGCUCUGCACGCUGCUGCUUGGAAGGGUUAUGCAGAUAUUGUCCAGUUGCUUCUGGCAAAAGGUGCUCGAACAGACUUACUAAACAAUGAGAAGAAGCUGGCUCUGGACAUGGCUACUAAUGCUGCCUGUGCAUCGCUCCUUAAAAAGAAACAAGGAACAGAUGCAGUUCGAACAUUGAGCAAUGCUGAGGAUUAUCUUGAUGAUGAAGACUCAGAUUAAUUCCCUUCCAGAGCUUUGAGAGCUAAAACUUCUGUUGCCUUUGCCAUUCCAAAAUUGUGUCUUUGCCAGAAGAGUGUUGGUAACUGUAAAAAAAAGAAAAAGAAAAAUGUCUAUAUGAACAUGGCAGUAUUGCAGUGUGUUUGAAUAGAAAUGUAAAUGAAUAACUUGCCUCCUCCGGUUUGCCAAUAAGGGGCUGGAUACUUUGCUGUAUAAAGUACAUUUAUGUUCAUCAGAGUAGACGAGAAGAGAUUAUUUCUAUUUAUCAAGUUUAAGAAAUUUUAAGAAUUUUUUUCUUAAAAAAAAAA
Chrysochloris asiatica (Cape golden mole) is the source of this 1125-nucleotide messenger RNA. RefSeq names its product osteoclast stimulating factor 1 (gene OSTF1). Gene Ontology annotation, molecular function: protein binding. The transcript is spliced from 10 exons. Gene Ontology annotation, biological process: signal transduction. Lineage: Eukaryota; Metazoa; Chordata; Mammalia; Afrosoricida; Chrysochloridae. The record is from RefSeq and is a predicted model, not a curated record. The coding region runs from base 176 to 820 and encodes 214 amino acids.